UGGCCCGAAUCGCCACCACAGAAUAUCCACAACUCCGACCUGAUCCGCGAUGCAGUCUGCCAAGAUAAAAAAGGACGAAUCAUUCCUUGGGAAGCUGGGAGGCACGUUGGCCAGAAAGAAAAAGUCUAAAGAAGUGAGUGACCUUCAGGAGGAGGGGAAGAAUGCCAUCAUCACGUCCAUGCAGCCCUCCUGUGCGGAGCUGCUCCCAGAGGACACGUUGCUAGAGGAGAAUGCUGAGAGGAGUAUACUGGAUCCCACCUCAAGAGAAAAUCCCAAAUUUAAAGACCUUCAAAAAGUUCUUAUCGACUGGGUCAACAGUGAGCUGGUGGAGGACCGGAUCAUCGUGAAGGACCUGGAGGAGGACCUCUAUGAUGGACAGGUGCUCCAGAAGUUAUUUGAGAAGCUGUCUCAGAGGAAGUUGAACGUGGCAGAGGUGACGCAGUCAGAGAUCGGCCAAAAACAGAAGCUGCAGACGGUGCUGGAGGCAGUCAAUGAUGUGCUCAGACCUGAGGGCUGGUCCGUCGAGUGGGGAGUGGACUCAAUCCAUUCCAAGAACCUUGUGGCCAUUGUGUACCUGUUGGUGACCCUGGCCAUGCACUUCCAGGCUCCUAUCAGACUCCCAGAGCAUGUGUCCGUCCAGGUGGUGGUGGUCAAGAAAAAAGAGGGACUCUUACACACCUCCCAUGUGACCAAGGAGCUCACAACAACAACAGAGAUGAUGAUGGGACGAUUUGAGAGGGAUGCUUUUGACACAUUGCUGGAUCAUGCCCCUGACAAGCUCAACGUUGUCAAGACGUCUCUCAUUACCUUUGUGAAUAAGCACCUUAACAAGCUGAAUCUGGAGGUGACAGAACUGGAGUCACAGUUUGCAGAUGGUGUGUAUCUGGUGCUGCUGAUGGGGCUUCUGGAAGACUACUUUGUUCCGCUGUAUAACUUCUACCUCACGCCGGAGAGCUAUGAGCAGAAAGUCCACAACGUGGCCUUUGCCUUUGAGCUGAUGCAGGACGGAGGUCUGAAGAAACCCAAAGCAAGGCCAGAGGAUGUUGUGAACUUGAACCUGAAGUCCACCCUGAGGGUCCUCUACAACCUCUUCACCAACUACAAGAACUCUGAGUGACGGCCCCUCAGCACAGGGAGGUGACAGGAGCCAGAUGGGCCUUCAGAUGGAGCAGAUCCUGGAGCUUUAUCCUGGAGCUUUAUCUGCGCUGUGGGCUGCUGGACGUACGCCCACAAUCAAACACACGUUUACAUCACACACACACACACACACACACACACACACACAUGCCUGAUAUUGUGUGUGCUGCUGUCAUGUUGACAGUUGGAGCUUCAGUGUUCAUUUGGAUGGGAAGUCCUAUGGAGCACCUCCACAUCUCCCCCUAGCGCUGCAUGAGUCCCAUCAGGCUGAAGGAGCACCUCCACAUCUCUCAUAUGAGUCCCAUCAGGCUGAAGGAGCACCUCCAUCAGCACCUGAGUGCCUGGCGACAUGCACAGAUAUUUAAUAUAAUGGUGUCACGCAAACGAGCCCCCUGCUUAGGAUGCCUUGGAGAAUGUAUAGUAUAUACUCUUUAAUCCCGUGAGAGAAUGUAUAGUAUUAAUACUCUUUAAUCCCGUGAGAAAAUGUCAAAAUCAAAGUCAAAGUCUGCUUUAUUGUCAAUUUCUUCACAUGUCAAGACAUACAAAGAGAUCGAAAUUACGUUUCCCACUAUCCCACGGUGGAGACAAGACAUAUUGUCUAUUGUAUAGUAUAUAUACUCUUCUGAUCCCAUGAGAAAAUGUAUACAGUAGUAUAUAUACUCUUUUGAUCCCGUGAGGGAUUGCACCGCUUGUCCAGGAAUAGGUAUAGAUCUGACCACGCCUGCCCUUACGAACUGAAGAAUUAUUGACAUUGUCAUCACUAUGAAUGUGUGUUUUUUUUUUCAUUUAUGAUUCAUUCAUGUUGCCAUGCGUGCGCCUAACAUGUGCCGUCACGUUACAAUGUUGAUGUAGAAACCAAAUGCUUUGAAUUGCCAUGUUGCCUUACUCUCAGAAUGUGUCUGCUGAACAGAGGGGUGAAAUGAUUAUUGAUUGUGCGGAGUGGACAGUGUGGAGUGGACAGACAGAACUUCACCCCUCUGCAACCACAAACACAAAAAGCUCUGCUCUUUCAAACUCUGUGUUAGUUAUUUAGAGCUAUAUCAAGAUUAGUCCAGUUUCUAUGGAGCGAAGAAGAUUUGCAAGAGAGCUGAAUGACUACUAUAUAAUGUCUACUUCAACAGUGUUUUUGUCCUGAAAUAAAUAAACGCAGCAGCCCACCACA
Messenger RNA from Alosa alosa (allis shad), 2299 nucleotides. It is a transcript of the gene parvb, whose product is annotated as parvin, beta. The transcript has 13 exons. Gene Ontology annotation, biological process: substrate adhesion-dependent cell spreading; lamellipodium assembly; establishment or maintenance of cell polarity. Bases 50 to 1117 code for a protein of 355 amino acids. Gene Ontology annotation, molecular function: actin binding. The record is from RefSeq and is a predicted model, not a curated record. Lineage: Eukaryota; Metazoa; Chordata; Actinopteri; Clupeiformes; Clupeidae. Gene Ontology annotation, cellular component: cytoplasm; lamellipodium; focal adhesion.